AUGCAAAAAUAAGAAGCUGAAUUAAGAAGAUUUCCUGACUUGAUAAUUUCUACUCCUGGAAGACUUAUAGAUCAUUUAAGAAAUUCUAAAUGUGUGGAUUUAGAUAAUUUAGAAAUACUGGUUUUUGAUGAGGCGGAUAAAUAAUUAGAAUUAGGUUUUGAAAGCGAAAUAAAGGAAAUUCUCUAAAAUUGCAGCAGAGAUAGACAAACUCUUCUUUUUUCUGCUACAUUGAAUGAUAGUGUUUAAUCUUUGAUUGAUUUAGCUCUUAAGAAGCCUGUUAGGAUAAAAAUAAACGCAAGUAAUAGCACAAACGAUAAACUAACAUAAAAAAUGCUUAAAAUUCCAUUCGAAAAUACGCGUGAAGCUUCUCUAUUGGCAGUUGCAGCCAAAUUCUACAAAGAUAAAACAGUAAUUUUUUUUAAAACAAAAAAAUAAUGUCACCGCAUGGCAAUUAUUUUCGGGCUUUUCAAACUAUCAGUCUGUGAACUACAUGGAAAUAUGACCCAAAACCAAAGAAUUCAAGCCUUCACAGAUUUUAAAGAAGGAAAAUACUCGUACUUAAUGGCCACAGAUUUAGCAGCCAGAGGGCUAGAUAUUUAAGGCUUAAAAGCAGUUAUUAAUUAUGAACUUCCUACUGAAGUUUCAAGAUACAUACAUAGAGUAGGAAGAACUGCAAGAGCAGGAAAAGAGGGAGUUUCGCUCACUUUAGGGACUGAAUAAGAACUUAAAAGUCUGAAAAAAAUGCUUAAGGAAAAUUAAGAUUCGGCUAUGAAGAAAUUUAGUAUUCCUGAAGAUAUAUUGAAAAGCUAUUAAGAUAAAAUUAAAGGAAUUGAAAGGGAAAUCGAAAGGGUUAUAGAUGAAGAAUAGGCUGAAAGAUAAUUAAGAAAAGCAGAAAUGGAAAUGAAAAAAGCAGAAAACUUAAUCAAGUUUUAAGAUGAUAUUUUAAACAAACCAAAAAAAACUUGGUUUUAAACUAAUUAGUAGAGAAAUUAAAUUAGAGAAGCUUCAAAAGAAGCUUCUUUAUAGAAAAAAAGACAUUUAUGA
This is a messenger RNA of Ichthyophthirius multifiliis, 1044 nucleotides long. RefSeq lists its product as hypothetical. Gene Ontology annotation, molecular function: nucleic acid binding; ATP binding. The record is from RefSeq and is a predicted model, not a curated record. The transcript has a single exon. Lineage: Eukaryota; Ciliophora; Oligohymenophorea; Hymenostomatida.